Molecule: messenger RNA, 1937 nt
Organism: Clupea harengus (Atlantic herring)
Lineage: Eukaryota; Metazoa; Chordata; Actinopteri; Clupeiformes; Clupeidae
Gene: cnot8
Product: CCR4-NOT transcription complex, subunit 8
Cellular component (GO): CCR4-NOT complex
Molecular function (GO): nucleic acid binding; poly(A)-specific ribonuclease activity
Source: RefSeq, a predicted model, not a curated record
UCCAGGAUCUGGAUCCCCACGUUUGUAAAGUUUGGGUAGAGGACCUAUGCAAAAUGCGCCUGCGUGUUAGCAUGUCUGCCACUUCCUAGAUACAGAGGAAAGAGCCAACGUCUUGCUGCGGCCCCAUCACAACAUCAGAUCACACGCGCACAACAAAGUGUGCUUCACUGGCUACUGCCGGAGACACAAUAACCCGGGGUUUUCAGUCAUUUCUUCAACCUGCGAAAAUGCCUGCCGCUUUAGCGGAUACCAGUCAAAUUAUCUGUGAAGUGUGGGCCAGUAACGUUGAAGAGGAGAUGAGGAAAAUCCGACAGAUCGUUCAGAAUUACAACUUCAUUGCCAUGGACACAGAAUUUCCUGGCGUGGUUGUUAGACCAAUCGGAGAAUUUCGGAGCACUGUGGACUACCAGUAUCAGCUGCUGCGAUGUAAUGUUGACCUACUGAAGAUCAUCCAACUCGGCCUCACGUUUAUGAAUGAAGAUGGAGACUACCCGCAGGGGACAACAACAUGGCAGUUCAACUUCAAGUUCAAUUUAACGGAGGACAUGUACUCGCAAGACUCGAUAGACCUCCUUCAGAACUCUGGCCUGCAGUUUAAGAAACACGAGGAGGAGGGAAUCGACACUCUCUACUUCGCCGAGCUUCUCAUGACGUCAGGCCUGGUGCUGUGCGAGAACAUCAAGUGGCUGUCCUUUCACAGUGGCUACGACUUCGGCUACCUGGUGAAGCUGCUCACGGACGCCAGGCUACCGGAGGAGGAGCACGAGUUCUUCCACAUCCUCAACCUCUUCUUCCCCGCCAUCUAUGACGUGAAGUACCUCAUGAAGAGCUGCAAGAACCUGAAGGGGGGUCUUCAGGAGGUGGCAGAUCAGCUGGAGCUGAAGAGGAUCGGCAGGCAGCACCAGGCCGGCUCCGACUCGCUGCUCACUGGGAUGGCCUUCUUCCGUAUGAAAGAGUUAUUCUUUGAAGACAACAUCGAUGACGCCAAGUACUGCGGCCGGCUGUACGGCCUGGGCUCGGGCUCGUCCCAAAACCAGAACGGCAUCUCAAACUCCUCCCAGGAAGAGAGCAACAACAAGCACUGACCCCUGACCCCCACACUCAGCAGGAGACAGACCAUGAUGCACUUGUUUUCAAUUCCAUUCAACAACCUUGUGUCUGCGGUAUCAACCCUUCCAGCAUCAACCCUUCCAGCAGCAAAGGCAACUCUGUUUGCAAAACAAACACAACAAACCCCCCCAAACAACCAACAAUCAUUCCAGGGGACUUCAGCAGAUUCUCCUCUCGCUCAGAAUGCCCAGUUGGUGUUGCAACAAACACAAAACAAAAAGAAACCAGUCCGAGACAUUUGGAUGAAGUUAGGUUUUGUAUUCAACAGUGUAUAUUCCGUUUUACUGCAUUACUUCUAGUUCUUGGCUGGAGUGGGAACUGUGCCCCAGUGCAUCAUGGAUACCAGCGAGAUGUAGAGCGCUCACUCUGCUCAACAUCCACCAGCUAAACACACACGGCAGGCCACUCUGGCGCGGGUCUGGCUCUGAUCUGGCCCAGGACCGGGCCAGAUGUGGGCCAGAUGAGCCAGGCCCGCUCCAGAGUCCCCUGCCGCCAGGGCACAGUUCUUCCCUCCGGAUCUCUGAGAACAGGGGAGAGAUGUGGAGUCAGACCGAUCGUGGGAGUUUGAAGUUUUUAAUGUAAGCUUUAAAAAGAAAAAAAAAGAAAAAGAGAAGUUGGGUUCCUGACCAGUGUUUCUGCGUUUCCCCCCAGCAGAGUCUGUGUGGGUAUUUUAUUUGGGUUGUGCCCGCCGGGUGGCACAGGCUGGCAUCGGCCCGGCAGCCAUGUCUUCUACUCCCUGAGUGCCCCACCCAUGUGUGUGGGCAUCUUUUUAUUGUAAAGGAUAUGUGUUGUUUAAAGCUGUUGUACAUUAAAAUGUUUAUAUCCAU